AAGAUUUUAUAUUUUAAGAGAAAAGGGCUGUGUUUAACUCUGGGUGCUAAGAUGGCUUCGGCUAUUUCACUUGUCUCUUCAUCCAUUCUUCUUUCUUCUUCGUCUUCGCCCUCUGUUUAUCUUCCAAUUUCAAAUUCAGUCAAUUGGGUUUCAUCUUCUUCAUCAUACACAUGUAUUUCCACUUGGGUUUCUCCCAAACGAUGCAGUAGUAGAAACCCACAAAACCUUAUUUGCAGAGCUGCUGAAUACAAAUUCCCUGACCCCAUUCCUGAGUUUGCUGAUGCUGAAACGGAGAAGUUCAGAGAUCAUUUGCUUAAGAAACUUCCAAAGAAGGAUGUCUAUGGAGAUUCUGUUGAAGAAAUUGUUGGAAUCUGCACUGAGAUCCUCAACGAGUUCUUACAUGCUGAGUAUGGUGGUCCAGGAACAUUACUGGUUGUUCCAUUCAUCGAUAUGGCAGAUACCAUAAACGACAGAGGUUUACCAGGAGGACCACAGGCUGCGCGUGCUGCAGUCAAAUGGGCACAAAGUCAUGUUGACAAUGAUUGGAAGGAAUGGAAUAGUGGUAAGAAAAAAUAAUCCAACAACCAAGAUCCAGAAGGAAU
Messenger RNA from Solanum verrucosum, 602 nucleotides. RefSeq names its product protein PLASTID REDOX INSENSITIVE 2, chloroplastic. Lineage: Eukaryota; Viridiplantae; Streptophyta; Magnoliopsida; Solanales; Solanaceae. Gene Ontology annotation, biological process: regulation of gene expression. The transcript has 3 exons. The record is from RefSeq and is a predicted model, not a curated record. Bases 52 to 576 code for a protein of 174 amino acids.